Messenger RNA from Musa acuminata subsp. malaccensis (wild Malaysian banana), 2570 nucleotides. Its product is annotated as ATP-dependent DNA helicase Q-like 2. NCBI's taxonomy places the organism in Eukaryota, Viridiplantae, Streptophyta, Magnoliopsida, Zingiberales, Musaceae. Gene Ontology annotation, biological process: double-strand break repair via homologous recombination. Gene Ontology annotation, cellular component: mediator complex; cytoplasm; chromosome. Gene Ontology annotation, molecular function: ATP binding; nucleic acid binding; 3'-5' DNA helicase activity. The record is from RefSeq and is a predicted model, not a curated record.
CGCUUCCCAAACCCACCGCGGCAACCUACGGUGGGCGCCCGAACCUCCCUCCAUUGGAUGGAGACCGCCGACGUCGUUGCGGAGGAGCUCCUCUACGUCGAAGCUGAGCUCCAGGACGUUCAAGACCAGAUUAAAGCAUUACUUGAUCGCCAAGAGGGUUUGCACAAGAGACAAUCUGAGCUGAAGGCCUUGUUGGAAGAAUGUGAAACAUCAAAAAGUACAGCACAAGUUGAUAGUUCUGUUGCCACAGAUGAUUGGUCUGCAGAUUUUGAAUGGGACUCUAGAGCUGAGGACAUUCGAUUCAAUGUCUUUAGUAUCUCUUCUUAUCGAGCAAAUCAGCGAGAAAUUAUUAAUGCUGUCAUGAGUCGGAGAGAUGUUUUGGUUAUAAUGGCUGCAGGCGGUGGCAAGAGCCUCUGUUACCAACUUCCAGCUUUACUCUGUGAUGGGGUUGCCCUAGUUGUCAGUCCGCUGCUUUCGCUUAUCCAAGAUCAGGUUAUGGGACUGACAACACUAGGGAUUCCUGCAUACAUGCUAACGUCAACGGCUAGCAAGGAACAUGAGAAACUUAUUUACAAAUCCCUUGAAAAGGGAGAAGGAGAACUUAAAGUAUUAUAUGUGACACCUGAAAAAAUUUCAAAGAGCAAGAGAUUUAUGUCUAAGCUUGAAAAGUGCCACCAUGGUGGACGUCUUUCACUUAUAGCAAUUGAUGAGGCACAUUGCUGUAGUCAAUGGGGCCAUGAUUUUCGGCCUGAUUACAAGAAUCUUGGAAUCUUGAAAAUUCAAUUUCCCACUGUUCCUUUAAUUGCUUUAACUGCAACUGCUACUUAUAAGGUUCAAGUAGAUCUGAUGGAGAUGCUGCAUAUUCCCAAAUGUGUCAAGUUUGUCAGUACCAUAAACAGACCUAAUCUCUUCUACAAGGUACAUGAGAAGUCAUCAGUUGGGAAGGUGGUCAUUGAUGAAAUUGCAGAUUUUAUACGAGGUUCAUAUUCUAAGAAUGAGUCUGGGAUAAUCUAUUGCUUCUCCAGGAAGGAAUGCGAGCAGGUUGCAAAGGAACUGAGGGGACGUGGAAUUUCAGCAGAUCAUUACCAUGCUGACAUGGAUGUAAUUGCUCGUGAGAAAGUUCAUCUGCUCUGGAGUAAAAACAAACUACAGGUUAUUGUUGGCACGGUAGCUUUUGGAAUGGGCAUCAAUAAGCCAGAUGUCAGGUUUGUUAUUCAUCAUAGCCUCAGUAAAUCAAUGGAGACAUACUAUCAGGAGAGUGGUCGAGCUGGGAGGGAUGGACUUCCUUCAGAAUGUGUUUUAUAUUAUCGACCAGGCGAUGUUCCUCGUCAGAGUACGAUGGUCUUUUAUGAGAAUGCUGGCUUGCAGAAUCUCUAUGAUAUCGUACGAUAUUGUCAGUCUAAAAGAAACUGCCGCCGAGGAGCUUUCUUUCAGCAUUUUGGGGAACCUAUACAGAACUGCAAUGGGAUGUGUGAUAAUUGUGCAUAUGAAGCUGAAGUUAAGGAGCUAGAUGCAACCUAUCAUGCUAAAGUGAUUGUUUCAUUGUUACAUGAAAUACAAGAAAAUGACCAAAGAGCAACAAUGUUGCAACUGGUGGAGAGAUUUAAAGUGAAAAUCAAAGAAUUGGGUGACUCCAUUCAGCCAGUUUCUGAUCUCAAGAAGGAAGAACUUGAGCAGUUAAUAGUUCAGCUUCUACUAGAACAUGUCUUGAAAGAAGAAUUUCAGCACACAGCAUAUACAACAAACUCAUAUAUCGCAUUAGGAUCGUUGUCGAAGUUGGUAUUGCAAGGGAAGAAAUCUGUUAUGCUUGAGAUUUGUACUAGGCGGCAUGAAGAUGGCAUGCCAAAAAGUGCUAAGCGCGGCCGAAUGUCUGGAUUGGAAAUCAAGCUUGAUGAGCUACGCAAGGAGCUGUCCUCAAGUAACGAGGGAAUGCUGCCUCAUGCUAUUCUAUCCACUCAGCAAAUCAGCAUUCUGAGCACCCAAAAACCAACAUCCAUAACACACCUACAAAAGCUGAUUGGGAAAGUCAAGACGGAAAAGUAUGGGAAGAGAAUUAUUGAGCUGAUCGAGCAUUAUCUGAAAUCCGAGCAAGUUGAUGAUGAUGUGCCCGGUGCAGCUAGCGGCAGUAAAACACAAGGCAAUAAGAAGCAAAAGAAGAAACAUACGGUUCUGAUUGAAAGCAGUGAAGAGGAACAAUGAUAUGAAAAGGACGUUGAAGCACAUUAUUACUUAUCUAUCUUGCAUUUUGGAAAGUAAUCUUACAUAUUUGACUCGGGGAGGGUCGAGUAAAGACGCAUCAAGGAUUCUGCUUAUGAUCCACAGCUCUUAGCCGGUCAAAGAACAACCGGAUGAUGUGCUUUAAUAGUUGUGAUAGUCCUACUCGUAUUUAUUCGAGUUACACUUUUGUUAGACUAUUCUUUUUCUGAUUACUAGUAAUCGUAACAAUUUUUGUUUGACAUGUUCAACCUUUGGCGUCAGUAGUAUUACUAGGAGCUAAAUUUUCCUCAUUAAGUGUAUAAAUUUGCCUCUUGAAAUUUGUGUAAUUAAAGCCCCUUAAACUGUACGUUCAA